This is a messenger RNA of Paramecium pentaurelia, 330 nucleotides long. The record is from the annotation of a GenBank genome assembly. NCBI's taxonomy places the organism in Eukaryota, Ciliophora, Oligohymenophorea, Peniculida, Parameciidae.
AUGAACAAUGUACCAUUGCAAUUGAUUCUGAUCCAGAAAAUAAUAAAAACAAAAGGGGACUAAGAAGAUAUGAUAUUGCCAGAUUCUGAUUAAGAGGAUUAAUUUUAAACAUUAAUUAACAACAACAGAAAUGGAGACAUCGAAUCAAGAUUACGAUUAAAAAUGAAGCAACUUAGAUUCAGCAAUUAAAAUCAAAUCUAUUAUUUCUCAGAGAAUCGAAAAUCCUCUCCAAGUCAAUCUCCUGCUCUCUCUCCAAGAUACUCUUCCAAUUCAAUCUAAUCUAUCCUCAAGCCUAAAAGUUGCUCCAUUUUUGCAUAGACAAAGAAAUGA